AAACGGAGAAACUUUGGUUUCGGGUAGGAACAGUAACAGUGACGGACACAGGAAGUGUUACGUUAUAUCCGUGUUCAGGACAACAUUUUAACUAGUGGCUUUGUCGUCAUGGAGUUUCAACAUUAGCAUUUUCUUAGACGAUACACGUAUUGUAACACAUUUAAGUGGUUAAACAUGCCGAAGGUUGUGUCUAGAAGUGUUGUGUGCUCGGACACCAGAGACCGAGAGGAGUACGACGACGGAGAAAAGCCUCUUCAUGUCUACUACUGUCUGUGCGGUCAGAUGGUUUUGGUAUUGGACUGCCAACUGGAGAAGCUGCCCAUGAGGCCCCGGGACCGAGCCAGGGUCAUCGAUGCUGCCAAACGUGCCCACAAGUUCUGCAACGUGGAACAGGACGAAAACGCGUACCUCAAGAGGCCCGAGGGCAUCGAGAGGCAGUACCGCAAGAAGUGCGGCAAAUGCGGCCUGCUGCUUUUCUACCAGAACCAGGCGAAGAACAAUCCGGCCACCUUCGUCGUGGACGGAGCUGUGGUCAAGUUCGGGCAAGGCUUUGGCAACACCAGCGUCUACAGUCAGAAGCAGCCGGAGGCUCCCAAGAAAGUCCGUGUUAUGAUGACCAAGCGGACCAAAGACAUGGGCAAGUUCAGCUCGGUCACAGUCUCCACUAUCGACGAGGAGGAGGAGGAGAUCGAGGCCAGGGAGGUGGCGGACUCAUACGCCCAAAACGCCAAAGUGAUUGAGAAGCAGCUGGAGAGGAAGGGCAUGAGCAAGAAGAGGCUGCAGGAGCUGGCUGAGCUGGAGGUCAAGAAGGCGAAGAUGAAGGGCACCCUUAUUGAUAAUCAGUUCAAGUAGAUGGACACAUUGUGACACAAAGUUAUCCUCUGGAGAUCUGCCUUCACACUGGAUCCAUGUACUUUCUGUCCAGUACUGGACAGCACUGCAGUACACAGAGAGGACAAUAUUUGUAAAAAUCUAUACAGGACUGAUGAUUUGCGUAGGUGUUGCUUAUUGAGAUGUUGAGGUUGUAGACAUUUUUAAUUUGUUUAAAAUGUUAUUUUGUACAAAAAUUAAAAGACCAAAUUCA
Messenger RNA from Cottoperca gobio, 1084 nucleotides. RefSeq names its product STING1 ER exit protein 1 (gene steep1). The coding region runs from base 175 to 852 and encodes 225 amino acids. Gene Ontology annotation, biological process: endoplasmic reticulum to Golgi vesicle-mediated transport; endoplasmic reticulum membrane organization. The transcript has a single exon. Lineage: Eukaryota; Metazoa; Chordata; Actinopteri; Perciformes; Bovichtidae. The record is from RefSeq and is a predicted model, not a curated record.